Molecule: messenger RNA, 5160 nt
Organism: Vicugna pacos (alpaca)
Lineage: Eukaryota; Metazoa; Chordata; Mammalia; Artiodactyla; Camelidae
Source: RefSeq, a predicted model, not a curated record
CCUUUCUUUUUCUUUUAUAGGCCAGGAUGCCGAGUUGUCAGGGACACUUUCACUUGUUUUGACACAGUGCUGCAAAAGAAUAAAGGAUACUGUCCAGAAGUUGGCCUCAGACCACAAAGACAUCCACAGCAGUGUUUCUCGGGUUGGAAAAGCCAUCGAUAAGAAUUUUGAUUCUGACAUUAGCAGCGUGGGGAUAGAUGGCUGCUGGCAGGCGGAUAGCCAGAGGCUCCUCAACGAGGUGAUGGUGGAGCACUUCUUCCGACAGGGAAUGCUGGACGUGGCCGAGGAGCUCUGCCAGGAAUCUGGUCUUUCUGUGGACCCAAGCCAGAAAGAACCUUUUGUGGAGUUAAAUCGAAUAUUAGAAGCAUUGAAAGUCAGAGUUCUGAGACCUGCUCUGGAAUGGGCAGUAUCCAACCGAGAAAUGCUUAUAGCCCAGAACAGCUCCUUGGAGUUUAAGCUUCACAGACUAUAUUUUAUUAGCUUAUUAAUGGGCGGAACUACAAAUCAGCGAGAGGCAUUACAAUAUGCUAAAAAUUUUCAGCCAUUUGCCCUAAAUCAUCAAAAAGACAUUCAGGUUUUGAUGGGAAGCCUCGUGUACCUGAGACAGGGGAUCGAGAACUCGCCAUAUGUUCACCUGCUUGAUGCGAACCAGUGGGCUGACAUCUGUGACAUCUUCACGCGGGAUGCCUGUGCCCUCCUGGGGCUCUCCGUGGAGUCCCCCCUCAGUGUCAGUUUCUCAGCAGGGUGUGUGGCGCUGCCGGCUUUAAUUAAUAUCAAAGCUGUGAUCGAGCAGAGGCAGUGCACAGGAGUUUGGAACCAGAAAGAUGAAUUACCUAUUGAAGUGGACCUUGGUAAGAAGUGCUGGUAUCACUCUAUUUUUGCCUGUCCUAUUCUUCGUCAGCAAACAACAGACAACAAUCCACCCAUGAAAUUGGUCUGUGGUCAUAUUAUAUCAAGAGAUGCCCUGAAUAAAAUGUUUAACGGUAGCAAAUUAAAAUGUCCAUAUUGUCCAAUGGAACAAAGUCCAGGGGAUGCCAAACAGAUAUUUUUCUGAAGAAAUUAGUUUGCAAUUUGAAGAAAGCUGUGAUAAAUUCCAAAUUUGCUUUUGGAUGUUUUCCUCUGCUCCAGCUCUCACCAAGAAGUUAGCAGACCUGCAUCUGAGCUCUGCUUGUAGCCCCGGCGGGGCUGCCUUCUAUAAAAAAAUGCCGUCAUAAAUUUUAGCAGGUUGGUGUGAGAAAUCUUCCACCAGAACUCAGUGGAAGCAGUUCUAUUGUUUCUUUGCUUUUAUUGCCAAGAGGUGCUUGUUUUUAAAAGUGUGUUCAAUAAAACAAAAUUCUGAAGUUAGACGUGUUCUUAAGUUGAUAUUUGCUCUCUUGGUCUUGGUAGCCCUCUUCUCUGAAGUCUGCCUUCAGGACUUGGCUGUUUAUUGCCUUUGUAUGUCAUUGCAGACACAGUGUUGUGUGUGUGUGUGUAUAUGUGCACCGGCAUCAAACAUUGUGUAUCUGGAAGGGAAGAAGCAUGUUCCAGUCCUAAAAUGCAGUUACCAGACUUAUCACUUUAAAUCCUUAAAGUUAGAAGCUAGCACAUUUUCUGUAGUGCAGAAUAUGUUUAUUGCUGUUUUUGUAUUUGAAUAGUAUACUGUUCAAUGCCUCUCUUCUGCAAAGUGUAUCAUCUCAUUGUGAAUCUCUAUAUUAUUCUACUGGGUACCUACCGAUAAUGAUCCUUUCUCUCGCGAGGUAUCUUCAUUUAAUGCACUGUCCAGAAAUAGCCAUGUGUAAGAGUCUUUCUCUGUAUGAUGAACUACAUGGAAAAGACUUUUGUGGACAUAAUUCCGACUUAAACCUACGAAGUCACUUCAUUUUGAGAAGAAUGUCAUAUGGAAACCACCAAAUACUUUGCAACUCUAUUUCAUCUGACUGGGAACUGAAUAUCAGUACAGGAGAACUUUGAUGAGAAAAGGAAGAAAGAAGAAUACACAGGAGCAGAGAGAAAUGUGACGCUCCACGUUUUACUGCAGAUUGACAUUGUUUGCGGGGGAGGGAGCUGACAGAUCUGGUGCUGAGUUAAUUGGAGCCUGGCAGCGUUCGCUGUAGCGGUCCGGCCUGGAUGGUUUGUCCUGAGAUGUUCCCCUGGGAGAGCCAGGACUCGUUUUUGAAGGAGGGGGUGCUGCUUCAUUGCUGUGUGUGAUCAGGCUGAUGCUGAGGGUUACUCUGCGCUGUGGGGCGUAGCCAGGGAUUUGACUGGGCGCUCCGGGUACCCGCUUUGCCCCACCUCCGUCUUGGCCCCACAGUGACUUUUGCCCUGCGUUUCUGCUUUCCUGUUGGAACCUGCAGGUCUCCACUAACACAGUGAAGGAAGAGAGCAGAGAGCAGCUCCUUGGACUCUAGAAGGAGAAGGUAGGGAAUUCCAGGCAACACUCUGGCCAAGGAUGUAAAACUGCUUUAUUAUGUAUUUUUUUCCUUUGAAUUAAAACCCAGAGUGUUACCUUUUUUUUAACCUUUUUUUUUUUUCUCGCUAAGCCAGAUUUAUUUUAGUCACAGCUUAUUCUCACCUUUGCACCUCAAACACCUACACAACAUUUAGGCUUGAUGUAUGAUUUGAACAGUACAGACAUUGCUCUCAAGGCUGGUGGUAAAUAUUUUUGGCGACCAGACACUUAACAUAGUUGGCUCAGGCCACUUGAAGGACAAAAGCCAGAGAGAGCUCUGCUUUGUCCCUCUCCCAGGAUUCGGGAUCCUGUGGACAGCUCUCUAUGCGGCCCAUGAGACCUUAGAAAGAACAUGCUUUAACUGAAGCGUUGGACUUUACAGCUUCCUGUGCAAGGUCCCUGUGGUCCCACUGGGCGGGGGUAGGGCCAAAAAUUGGGAACUCGUUGAUCUGACAGUUUCACGUGAAAAUUUUGUUGUGUGACCUUCUUUAGCUAAAUGCAUGGACUUAAAAUUCAUAGGUGACUAAAUGUGGACGAGAGAGGUGGGUUUGAAGAGGCCAGACCUUAACCAAAGAUGCUGAAAUACAACAUGCUGACCUUUCUGCUCUAGACACACCUUCACCUUCACCAGUGGUGGCAGGACUGUCGCUGGGGCUGUCAGCCAGCCGGGCGGGAGGAUGUGCUUGGUCACGCUCUGCGUUCUCGCAGGAGGUCGUGAUAAAGCUAAGGUGUGUUUCCGUCAGACUGAUGAUAACAGUGUACGUUGAAAACAGAAUUUCAGAGUGGUUUCUUAAACAUUUACUUACCGAUCACGGACAAAGGCCAUGGGACUAUGCUAAACCGAUAAAACCUUAGCAGACCCUUAGAUUCUGAUUCAGAGCAUCUGUGCUUUCAAGGACAGUGUGAAGUGCAGUGGCUAAGGUUGUCUUUCGAUCGUUUUUCUCCUGUGUGUGAUCUUCACAGAUGCCAUUUCUGUUGCUUCAGUGGUGAUUCUAUGAGACUUCUAAACACAUAAACGAACGGGUAUUGGUGCCUCUUGAUUUUUAAAAUUUUGAAGAAAAGAGCCACCUCAUAUUCAUAGGGUGUGUGAGUAUUUUGUGAGUGUAUGAGCAUUUAACUGAAAAUAAGAGUUAUGAAGUAAAUCUUUAGUUUUUUGAUUUUUUUUCGGUAGCAGCUAAUGUAUACAGAGACACUAAAACCCACACCAAGUUAUGUGGGCGGUGAGGAUCCUUCUUUCUCUCCAGGUGGUCCCACAGGUUAUGCGGUUUAAGUUCAUUGUAUUUUAUGCUGUGAGUUACUUCCACCUCGGUGGUUUCAGCCUUUGGGACAGUAGAUACUGCAAAAACCAGGAACUCGGGUUUUCUGCACAAGCUGCUGGUAGACGUUAGCCCUCUGGUUUUCCAGCUCAACCUCUGAUUAAGUGGAUUGACAGUCAGGCUGGUCAGUCGGCUUAGUCAGCAGACUCAGGUUAUUUUCAGGGAAGGCAUGGAGGCGUGUUUGGUUAAUUUCAUCACCAGGAUGUGUCAGGUGAAGACACAAACCAAAUACUUUUCAUCACCUAACUCUACGUACAUUAUGCUUGGUAACACUGGCGUGCUGUGGCCUUGGGGGGAUGUGAGCGAGGAGCACGCAGAAGGUUGGGUGCAGCACAGCGGUGUUUACCAUAAGCAGGUACAAACUUCAUGAACUGUUCUUAUCGAACUAUAAUUGAAUAGAUACCAAAAAUAGAAUGACAAGUGUAUUUCAAUAGCAGACGAGGCACUUAGUUUUAGGGCGAGUUUUCCCGCUGUUGAUUUUACUUCAAGACAUAGGGAGAGAAAACAGUUUAGUUUUCAAGACAUUUCCCUCUACAGUUUCCCACUGUAGUGAGCAGAUGCUUCCUUUACUUCCACAGCGGCAGAAGCAGCUGGAACUGGCUUAUAGCACGUGCUUUGUUUCAUGUUAUGGGUGAGGACCGACACUUUUUGUUUUAGCAGUCACUUUUACAUGUUCUCCAGCAAGGCAGAUGUGGGGGUCAGUAGGACUUAGUGCCUGAUCUUUUCUUUUGGGAAGGGGUGGGAGUGAAUGUACUGGGGAUGGGAGGGAAGCAGAAGAUGGAAGCGUGAGUGAGUGUGCAUGUGUCUGAAAUUCACCAUUUACCCCCACCUGUGUCUAGCAAAGGAACAGGUACUUAAUGUAUUUUGCUCAUGACUGCAGUGUGCAUGUAUUUUUCCCCCCUCCUCCAUGUUUUCUAAACUUACGCUAAAAGGAUUCAUCAAAUCACCUUGUUCCGAUGGCUCAGGGUUGUAUUUCAUUUGCUUACCCUGUGCUCUUGGGUUCUGUAGUGUUUCUAUAAUUAUGUAACAAUAGUGUUGCACUGUAAUCUAUCAUAUAGAGCUAUAUGUAUGGAAACUUUUGAUCAGUUUUUUAAGAAAUGUAUCCUGUUUGCAAAGGCACAAUAAAGUUGCAUCUUAUAGACUAUAGGCAAUAAAGCUAACAAUAAACCUUAUUUAACACAAACUGUAUUCACAUUUCUCUGUUCAUUUGAUCUUGAGAAAAGUCCAGCACAUCCAGUAGUUUCAGGGACUUCAUUUUAACUUAAAAGGUUCUGAUAUGUUUAAUUUAUAAAUUUUAGACUGAUAACAAUAGUUUUGGAAAACUCAGAAAUGCUUUGUUAAUGUGUGUAUUCCUAUGUAAAAACACAUGGCUUCUCCUGUGUAUAUUUUUAAACAUUAAAGAAAUGCACACUUAAA